AUGGUCGUCGCCAGUCCAACGAUCAGCGUAACAGUUGACGGGAUCCCGGUCGCCGUGGCCGCAGGGGCAAGCGCGCUGGAUGCCAUAAACGCGGUCGGCGUUCCGCUGUCGCAACUGUGCAAGGACGCCGACAUGCCGGCCAUCGGGGCGUGUCGGACCUGCCUGGUUCAGAUCGACGGGGUAAGAGGGUUUCCCGCAUCCUGCUCGACGCCGGCGAGCGACGGGAUGGUGAUACGAACCGACACGGCCGACGCGAAGCGCAUCCGCUCCGGCGUGAUCGAGCUGACGCUGGGCAUGGUGGGCGACGGGAACGGCGGCAACGGAUCGAUUGAAGGGUACGGUCUGCUGUCGGACGCAGCCGAGUUGCAUGGCAUCUCCGGCGGACGGUGGGACUCCCGGGAACGCCAGGCGACGGACGAGUCCAACCCGGUGUUCAACCUGGCGAUGGACGCGUGCAUCCUGUGCGCCCGGUGCGUGAACGCCUGCCAGUCCGGCCACCAGUUCAUCGGCGCGAUAGACGUGCUGGGAGCCGGCGGGUCGGCGCGCAUCGCCACGGCGGGGGACAAGCCGCUGGCCGAGAGCAUCUGCACCACCUGCGGGCAAUGCCUGAGCGUGUGCCCCACGGGGGCGAUCAGCGUCAAAGCACCGCCGGAGACCGGGGCGCCAGCCCACCAGGUCAAGACGACGUGUCCGUACUGCGGGGUCGGUUGCGGCAUUAAGCUGGAGGUCAGCGACGCCACGGAAGGACCGGAGGCGGGCAGGAUUGUCGCGUCGCACGAUGAUCCGGACAACCUUUCGAGCGUCGGGAUGCUGUGCGUGAAGGGCCGGUUCGGCUACACGUUCGUGCAGCACGGGUGA
Geodia barretti is the source of this 858-nucleotide messenger RNA. The record is from the annotation of a GenBank genome assembly. NCBI's taxonomy places the organism in Eukaryota, Metazoa, Porifera, Demospongiae, Tetractinellida, Geodiidae.